AUGAUCUUCCCACUGAAGCAGUACCUCAGUACCAGAGCGGUUGUGGAAGCCAACGCCAUACUGGCUUUUGUCGCUCUCUUGGAAUCUCCACAAAGGCACAUCUGUGAGCAGUCGGUGUGGGCCCUUGGGAACGUAGCAGGCGACGGCCCCAUGUACAGAGAUUCUCUCAUCCAGCAGAACGUCAUUCCACCUCUCCUGGCUCUGGUGGCACCAACUACCCCUGUGGGGUUCCUGAGGAACGUCACGUGGACGCUGUCCAACCUCUGCCAGAAUAAAAACCCGUGGCCGCUGCUGGAAGCCGUGAGGCAGAUCCUCCCCGCGCUGAUCUGUCUCCUGCAACACGAAGACAGGGACAUUAUCGCAGACACCUGCUGGGCUGUCUUCUACCUGACCGACGGAACCAACAACCGCAUUCACGUCAUGGUGGAGACGGGGAUGCUGCCGAGGCUCUUGUCCUGUCCGGACUUGCCCAUUCUGACUCCAGCUCUGCGUGCUGUUGGCAAUAUCGUCACCGGGACGGACGAGCAGACGCAGCUGGCCAUCGACGCGGGCCUGUUGGCCAUCCUCCCCCGGCUCCUGCGGCACCCCAAGUCCUCCAUCCAGAAGGAGGCGGCGUGGGCACUCAGCAACAUUGCAGCGGGGCCCUGCUCGCAGAUCCAGCAGAUUAUCACCUGCGGGCUCCUGCAUCCCCUGGUGGAGCUUCUGGAAAAGGGAGACUUCAAGGCCCAGAAAGAGGCUAUUUGGGCAGUGGCCAACUUCACCACCGGAGGCACUGUGGAGCAGAUCGUCGAUCUGGUCCAAGUCGGGACCCUCCUGCCCUUGCUCAACUUGUUGACGGUCAAGGAUGGGAAAACCGUCCAAGUGAUCCUCGAUAGCCUCUCCAACAUCUUCUUGGUAAGAAUUUUCUCUCUCUGCUUCCAAUGA
Messenger RNA from Gekko japonicus, 924 nucleotides. RefSeq names its product importin subunit alpha-1-like. The record is from RefSeq and is a predicted model, not a curated record. Gene Ontology annotation, molecular function: nuclear import signal receptor activity; protein binding. The transcript has a single exon. Gene Ontology annotation, biological process: NLS-bearing protein import into nucleus. Gene Ontology annotation, cellular component: nucleus. The coding region runs from base 1 to 924 and encodes 307 amino acids. Lineage: Eukaryota; Metazoa; Chordata; Lepidosauria; Squamata; Gekkonidae.